This is a messenger RNA of Plasmodium coatneyi, 834 nucleotides long. RefSeq lists its product as uncharacterized. NCBI's taxonomy places the organism in Eukaryota, Apicomplexa, Aconoidasida, Haemosporida, Plasmodiidae. Bases 1 to 570 code for a protein of 189 amino acids. Gene Ontology annotation, molecular function: protein deglycase activity. The record is from RefSeq and is a predicted model, not a curated record. Gene Ontology annotation, cellular component: cytosol; nucleus. The transcript has 3 exons. Gene Ontology annotation, biological process: protein deglycation, glyoxal removal; guanine deglycation, glyoxal removal.
AUGAGCGGAAAAAAAACAGCCUUAGUUGUAGUGGCAUCAGGAUCCGAAGAUGUGGAAUAUAUUACAACGGUUGAUGUGCUAAGGAGAGCAAACAUCAGCGUGACAACAGCGUCCGUGGAAGAAACAGAAAAGGUGUGCCUGCAGUCGAAGAAUGUUGUCAUUGCGGACACGCUAAUUGACAAGGUAAAGGAUAACACCUUCGACGUAAUCGUCAUUCCAGGAGGCAUGAAAGGAUCGAACGCAAUAUCGAAUUGUCCAACCGUUAUUAAAAUGCUGAAGGAACAGAAAAGUAGUAACAGAUUUUAUGCGGCCAUAUGUGCAGCACCCGAAACUGUCCUACAUCGCCAUUCCCUAAUUGAUGACGUUGAAGCAGUAGCAUACCCAUCGUUCGAAAGCGACUUCAAGCAUAUCGGCAAGGGAAGAGUGUGCGUGUCGAAGAACUGUAUAACCUCUGUUGGCCCAGGAUCUGCUGCCGAAUUUGCCCUUAAAAUUGUCGAAAUGUUAUUAAGCAGAGAUGCAGCCCUUAACCUUGCCAGCGGUUUUUUACUUCACCCCUCUGUGACGUUUUAAUGUAACAUACCACUUUGCUGCUGAUGAUAUGGUAUAUGGAUAGAAAAGCGCGCACCCUCACCUGCAUGCCAUGAAUGUGUCUUAUUCUAAACGCGCGCAGGAAGUGUUACCAUGAAAGUGUACAUGUGCAUAUAUAUAUACAUACACUUGUGCGUGUACAUAUUCUGCCCAUGUGCAUCCCUCGAUUGGAAAAAACUGUUAAGUAACACCUUUAAACGUACCCUUUUUAAAUGGAGGAUAUUUUGAACAAAGGCUAACUUUUAC